This is a messenger RNA of Zophobas morio, 4125 nucleotides long. RefSeq lists its product as uncharacterized. The record is from RefSeq and is a predicted model, not a curated record. Lineage: Eukaryota; Metazoa; Arthropoda; Insecta; Coleoptera; Tenebrionidae. The coding region runs from base 1141 to 3687 and encodes 848 amino acids. Gene Ontology annotation, biological process: proteolysis. Gene Ontology annotation, cellular component: plasma membrane. Gene Ontology annotation, molecular function: serine-type peptidase activity. The transcript has 11 exons.
UUGUUUCGUUUUUAUACAUUUAAGCUUUUGGUUACUUUUCUAAAACAAGUGAAUCGUGAACACAGUGCCCAUUUUACCAACAGCUGUUUUGGACCGAGAAAUAAGGGAGUGUUAAAUACAAUUUACCACCACCCGCUGUCCAACCCAUAAUCAAAUUUUUUUUAAAAUGCGAGAGCUAAUUGGAUUUAGUCUUGAUGCUGUUAAAAUGAUUUCCGAGCUUAAAUUAACAAAAGGAUUAACAAAGCCACAUAAACAAAGGAUCAAUAUUGCGCUUAGUGCGUGUUCGUGCCGGCGAGGGCGCUACGAGCCGAUCUGAAAAUGUUUCAAUGAAAAGCUGAAAACAUCGUCAUUGGAAACACUUGCUCUCGAGCUUUCGAACGAACACAUGUUAACAAACACGUCUCCUAAAUCUGACAGUUAAAAGAUCGCUGUGCUUCUUUUAAAAAAACAAAGUUAAAAGUUUAAUUCAAGAUGUAAUAGAAAUUAUAAACUUUUUUUCUAAAACAUAUCAACAAGUAAACGACGUUUCGAAAAAUCGCCAAAAAUUAACUGACAAGGAGAGUAUACAGUAGUAUUUUUGAUAUUGUUAUUUUGGGACCAUUUUAUACUAGAGUUAGUCUUUAGAUAUUAAGUGUUAGAAAUUGUUGUUUCCUAUUAAAUUUAGUUGUUAGUGAUAAAUGUGCUCAAUUAGAAUUAAAUGUUGCAUAUCUAAAGUAUUUUAAUGAAUGUUUACACACAUUUAUGGGGCCAUUGCACUUAGAACCAAUUAAUCUGAAACUACUCUAGUGCCAAAUAUUUACCUAACGAAAAACAAACCUAUUCAAACACACUACACAUGAUUUAAAAUUGUCAACUUUUAUACAUCUAUAUUUUGUAAUAAAAGUUUAUCCCCAGUGCCAUUCUUAAAAUAAUAUAAAAGUGAACCAAUAAAUUCUUUCAAACUCCUAAUACAACUCUUCUAAAACUUUCCGUGAAGUUUCCUUUUCACGAUAUACUUUAAAAAACUCUUAACUUAACUGUUAAAUUAAAAUUAAAUGUUCUUACAUGUAAGUAAAUGUACUUUAAUAAAUAUUUAAUGUAACUCAACUAAAUGUCUAAACACUCAUUAAUAACUGUAAUAGUGCAAAACUAUUUCGUACAAUGGCUAAUGCCGUGCCUGACAUAAAACCUGUGAUUUCGACCGUAAGUACGAUUCACGCUGCACCGGAAGGAGAAAUGGAUGCACUUUUGCUCGGCAGAACGCGGGAACUGGUGGUCAGCUCUCCCAACGAGAGGAACUGGAGGGGCAUCUUCAUAGCUCUUCUGGUCAUAGUUGCCGUUCUUGGCCUAAUCAUUUUCAGUAUUGUACUCGUGUCACCGCCUGAAGAAGGGCCUAGGACGAAGGGCAACAAGCCUUCUCUCGAAGACAUCUUCAUCAAACUUCCGCCUCCAGCUCGGUUCAAUGGGACUUGGCUUACAGAAUCCGAGUUUGUAUAUAAAGACGAGCAUGGAGGAGUUACGUUAUACAACGCCGACAACUUAACAACAAGAAUAAUAAUGACGAAUUCAACGUUUAGACAAUAUGACGCGGCGGAUUUCAGAAUUUCAAACGACUUGAGGUAUGUCCUUCUUAUAUGCGAAGUAACGAAAAUGUACAAGUACACGACCUUGGCCAAAUAUUACAUCUACGAAAUACAAACGAGGAUCCGCAAGCCUUUAUCGCCGAAAGAAUUGGACGACAAAGCUCCUUUCUUGCAAUAUGCGUCCUGGUCACCAGAUGGUACAGCGGUGGUAUUCGUCUACAAUAACGACAUUUACUACAAACCGAAAGUAGAAAAGGAUUUAGUUUGCAGAAUAACCAAUACGGGAAAGCAAAAUAUUUUGUAUAACGGAGUCCCCGACUGGUUAUACGAGAACGAGAUACUCAGGACUUCGCAUACAGUUUGGUUCUCUCCGAACAGUUUAUAUUUGCUUUAUAUUACUUUCAAUGACACUGCCGUGGGGGAGUACAAGUACCCUUGGUACGAAAGUAAUAAUCCCAAAAUCACUUAUCCUAAAGUGAAGUCGUUUCGGUUUCCAACGGUGGAAACUCCCAACCCCGAAGUUACCGUCUGGAUGGUCAAUUUAACCAGACCGAAGUAUCUUUUCCCUGUGGAAUUAAAACCGACAAACAGUGUUGAAACUGGAAGUUAUAUAACUAGCGCUAGUUUCCUCGGGGAGCAGAACGUAGCUAUCAUUUGGUUAAACCGACAUCAGAACGUCUCGGUGAUAUUAACAUGCAAGCCACGGUAUAAUUACAACUGCACAGAUUUCCACGUCGAGAAGGAACACAUAGGGUGGACCGAGAGAAUUUUCCACCCAGUCUUCUCACGUAACGGAAAUCAUGCUUUGGUACGACUACCCGUGAAGGAUGGCGAUAAUGGUCAUUACAUGCAUGCUUGUCUACUCUUCAAUAACAACGUGAUCCCUUUAACACACGGGGCUUUUGAGCUAAGCCGUAUUUUAGCGUGGGACGAACAAAAAAACCUAAUAUAUGCUUUGGCAACGAACGAAAAUGCCCCCGGGGUUCGGCAUCUUUUCAAAAUAGGAGAUACGAAUUCUUCUCAGCCAUGGACGUGCAUGACAUGUCAGCCUAGAAUAGAUCCGAACGUUACUUAUUUCUUUUAUCCGGAUUUUAUGAACGAAUCGAUGAUCAAUGACAGUUUGCUCGUGAACUACGCUUGUGAUUUCAACAACGUCAUCUUCAGUAAAAAUUACAAAUACUACAUACAAGAGUGUCUGGGACCAAACAUUCCGGUAGUUUUUCUAGUAGAGACUGCCACUAAUACAAGACUUGCCGUUUUGGACGGUAGCAUCAAGUUAAGGAAUAAAGUUAAAGACUUAUCAUCACCACAAAUCAAAACGAUCCAAGUAGAAAUAGAAGAUGGAUACAAAGCUCAAGUAAGGUUGUAUCUGCCACCAGUGUUACGCGAAUAUGAAGAGGUGACAUUUCCUUUAAUCCUCUUAGUUGACGCGUCUCCUUCCUCUCAAACAGUUUCGCAAAAGUGGGAGUUGUCCUGGCCGUGGUAUUUAGCUAGCACUAGAAGUUACAUUGCAGCGAAAAUAGAUGCUCGAGGAUCUGGUUUUCAGGGUGUAAGAAUGCGAAGAGAAAUUAAGUACAAAGUUGGAUCUGUCGAAGUUCAAGACCAACUCGCUGUUCUCACUUAUUUGAGAGACACUUUCAAAUUCAUCGACAGGACAAAAAUUUGUGCUGUUGGUAAAGGUUACGGUGGGUAUGUUGCCACCAUGAUGUUACUACAGGACUUCCAUCAAGUGAUUAAUUGUUCUGUUGGAAUUUCUCCCAUAACUAACUGGAAAUAUCACAAUUCCUAUUUCACGGAAAAAUAUUUGGGAGUUCCUUCGAAGCAUCUCCAGGAAUAUGAUAACGCCGAUCUCACCAUGCGAGCGGGGAAUUUAAAUGAUCGUCGAUUUUUGUUGGUUCAUGGAACGGCAGAUACUUCUGUCACCCCACAACAAGCGCUGUUAUUUGCGAAAGCGCUUAUCGAUCAAGAAGUUCUCUUCCAACAGCUGGUUUAUCCCGACGAGCGACAUCACUUCUCGAAGAAAGCUCUCCUUCACAUGUACAAAGAAAUUGAUCAAUUUUUUAACGAUUCUUUCGGGCCCGUGGUGGACGACUGGAACGAUGAUUCUAGUUUCUUUAUACAAUAAGUUAUUAUUGCCAAACAUGAUCAUUGUUAUAAAGAGAAAAUUAUUUAACGUUUUCAUCUUGGAUAAAACGGAUGUUAGUGAUUCGGAAUUUGGGUGCUUGAAGCUUGAAAGAAGAAAACGUCCAUUUUUACUGCAAUGAAAAUAUUUUGUAUUUCUAGAAGUCGAUUUUGUUAUAUGUUUAAGAAGUAUUUUUACGUCAUCGUUCAUUGUGCAGUUGUGACCAUAAGAAUGAAAGUUGCUGCAUUCCAGUUUUUUAUAAUAUGAAUAUAAAUGUAUAUAUGUGCCUAACCUUAGCUUUAUCGUUAAUCGUUAAAGUGAGUAUGACAUAUUUUUUUGUUGCUGAACAUAUUAUGUAACUAUAGAUAUCAUAUUCAUUGUUAAUAAUGUUAUAUUUGUACGAUAUGUACUGACUUUUAUGUGACACCAAAGCCAAAUAAA